AUGAAGGAGCUUCUCUGGAACAUCCUGUCACAGAUCCAGUUACCUGAAAUCACCACGUUUGGAGAUGAGCAGGAGCUACCCCUGCUGGUUCACGACAUUAACAGAUACCUGCAAGACAGGAGGUACCUUAUCAUAAUUGACGAUCUCUGGAAACAAUCCGAUUGGGAUAUCAUCAAGGAUGCUUUUCCUCAGAAUAGCAUGUACAGUCGAGUAAUUGUGACCACAAGCCUUGGAAGUGUAGCCGAGUCAUGUUGUUUCUCUACUGAUUAUUGCGGUUAUGUUCACGAGGUUGGCCCAAUGAGUGAGCAAGAUUCAAAACUACUUUUCAGAAAAACUGCUCACUCUGAGGUUAGUUUCCCAAACUACUUAGAGGAAGAAGUAUUAAGGAAAUGCGCCGGCAUUCCACUGUUCAUAUCUGGUAUGGCUGACUGGUUGAGAGAACAAAAGGAAGAACAGUUGAAGCUUCCCACAAUGCUGAAACAGUUUGAACGAUCGUUGUCUCCUGCUUAUGAUGAUCUUCCGCACUGGUUGAAAGUUCAGUUGUUGUAUGUUGCCAUGUUUCCUCAGGGUUAUAUCUUUGCAAAAAGUAGUUUCACCAAGCGAUUGGAUGCCGAAAUGCUGACCUAUCCAUCUUGUACUGAAGAGGACUAUUUUGGGGAGCUCAUAGAUAGGAAUAUCAUCACCCGAGUGAAAAGCAGUAGCAAACAGUCUCGUCAAGCAGAGGAAGAGGGCUGCCACUGGCAAGUGAAUUACUUCAUGUUACAUUUCCUUGCUUCCAAAUCAGCUGCGAAUGGCUUUGUUUAUACCAGUGGCACACUGAAAAACUCAGGAGACAAUAAACCACGACGGUUGUCCCUCCACGAGCCUGAUCUGCAGCUUCCAUCACUGCUGGAAGAAAUGAAUUUAUCGUACACCCGUUCACUUGUGGUCUCUGGUGUAGUGAGCGGGAUCCCUCUUGAUAAGCUUAUAUUUUUGAAGGUGCUGGACCUUGAAGGUUGGUGUUGCUUCGAGGAGCAACACUGGUUGGCAAUAUGUAAACUGUUUCUGCUACGGUACCUGAGCCUGAGGAAGACACUGGUCAGAAAGCUCCCUCCCAAGAUUAAGGAUUUGUACAAACUAGAAACACUAGAUCUAAGCCACACACAGAUCACUGAGCUACCGUCACAAAUGUGCGAGCUUGCAGGGCUGAGGAUGUUGGACCUAAGAGGGACCCCAGUCAUGCGGCUGCCAAAACAAUUCCAGAAGAUGCGGCAGUUGCGACACCUUCUCCUUGGUGGCAAUGGAGUUGAUAACCCCAACACAACAGUGACACAAGUACCGGAGGAAAUCCGGUAUCUUUGUGACCUAGAUACACUUGCAGUUGAUUUGAGUGGAUGCUCUCCAAGCCUUUUAGAGGCUCUUGGUUCCAUAUGGAAACUAAGAGUGUUGGCCAUAAAUUGUUCUUUUCACCAGUCUACUGACAGAAAGUUCCAGGAAACCUUGUGUUCAUGCAUAGAGAAAUGGGAACAGCUCGAGGCUCUGACCAUCCACUGCGAACCCGGUUGUCACAUGGAGUUUUUAAGUUCUGAUAUCUUGGUUCAAACUCGUUGGCUAAUGAAAUUUAAGGUGACAGGUGGAAGAUUUCUCAACUUUCCCCGAUGGCUCAAUAAGCUUGAUUGUUGGAAUGCCUUGUGCUAG
Molecule: messenger RNA, 1677 nt
Organism: Triticum dicoccoides
Lineage: Eukaryota; Viridiplantae; Streptophyta; Magnoliopsida; Poales; Poaceae
Product: disease resistance protein PIK5-NP-like
Exons: 3
Coding region: 1-1677 (558 amino acids)
Biological process (GO): defense response to other organism
Molecular function (GO): ADP binding; protein binding
Source: RefSeq, a predicted model, not a curated record